CCACUACCUAACUUCUUCACCUAAAUAAAUUCAAAUGUUACCAUUCCCCCAUAUGCAUAGGAAGCAAGCUCAAUCUGCAACACCAUGAACACUGAAGUAAAAGCCUUCGACGAUGCCAAGACCGGCGUUAAAGGUUUAGUCCAAAGCGGCAUAACUCAAGUUCCUAAAUUCUUCAUAAACCCCCAAAUUGAUCCACAACAAACACUCAUCACCUCACACAACGCCCAAUUCGAGUUCCCAUUGCUUGAUCUAGAAGGCGUCGGCGACGAUCCGAUCAAGCGCAAGGCCGUUGUUGACGCCGUUCGCGAAGCUUCCGAGACUUGGGGCUUCUUCCAAGUGGUGAACCAUGGGAUUCCGGAGGCUGUAUUGGAGGAUAUGAUCGACGGGGUGCACCGUUUCUUCGAUCAAGACGAUGAAGAGAAGAAGAAGUGGUAUACAAGGGAUUUGAAAGCGAGGGUUGUUUACAACAGCAAUUUCGAUUUGUAUAGCGCUCCGUCGGCUAAUUGGAGAGACACUGUUUACUGUGUAAUGGCGCCGGAUCUUCCUCCACCCGAGGAAUUGCCCUCUGUUUGCAGUGAUAUAAUGAUUGAAUACACAAAGCAAGUUUUGAAGCUAGGAAGAAGUUUGUUUCAACUAUUAUCCGAGGCACUCGGUCUCAAGGCCGAUCACCUCGUGGACAUGAAAUGCGCGGAUGGGAUGGCUAUGUUGAUGCAUUACUACCCGGAAUGCCCUCAGCCGGAGCUAACUCUAGGCACAAGCAAGCACGCUGACAGCGACUUCCUAACGGUGCUUCUGACCGACCAAGUACGAGGCCUGCAAGUGCUCUACCAGAACCAGUGGGUUGAUGUGCCCUUUGUGGCAGGAGCUCUAGUGGUAAAUAUUGGUGAUCUUCUCCAGCUUGUAACAAAUGACAGGUUUGUUAGUGCUGAGCAUAGAGUGUUAGUGAAUAGCUCGACCUCGAGAGUUUCAGUCGCGUGUUUCUUAAGAGACCCUAGCAGGUCCACGGAGCUCUACUGGCCGAUUGAAGAGCUCAUAUCAGAAGAUAACCCCCCGAGGUAUAGGGCAACUACUUCGGAAGAGUAUAUCACCCACUUCAACUCCAAGGGGCUGGAUGGAACAUCUGCUUUGUCACAUUUUCGAGUUUAAACUUGAUUUAAUCAACAUUGAUAGGGGUUGGAGAAGGUAGAAUAUGAUGAAGAUGAUGUAGAGUUCGUGUUUAUCAGUGGUUUGGAUAGGCUGGGUUGCUUGGACAAAAUAUUUAAUUAACACAAAAAGCAGAAAUUCUUGGCCCAAUUCUGUUGGGCCAGAGUUGUCAAUGGUUGAAUCAUUUUGUAUGGUUAUUGUGUGGUUGUUUGCAUCAUUAUAUCGUGUCAUUGUCAUGUCUUGACAAGUUUGUAUCA
Salvia hispanica is the source of this 1400-nucleotide messenger RNA. RefSeq names its product 1-aminocyclopropane-1-carboxylate oxidase homolog 3-like. The record is from RefSeq and is a predicted model, not a curated record. Lineage: Eukaryota; Viridiplantae; Streptophyta; Magnoliopsida; Lamiales; Lamiaceae.